GCGAUACAUGCUCGCAAUGGACAAUGUUGAGGGUGAGGGUGCGGGCAAGCAUCAUACGGGCAAGUGUCUUGCGGGGAUCUGUCCGGCGAGCAUAUGUUCUGCGGGCAAGUGGCCUAGAUUCUUCAUUUUUAUACCUAAAUUUCACAUUUCAUAACUCCCGCUAGAAGCAACUUGCGCCCGAACUAAUUUGGGGUUUAUCACUCCUAGCUAUGCCCUACCUAACCAUCAUAUUCCUGACCGAAAAGCUUUUUAUCACCUCGGGUGGUUCCCUCGUUAGACUACGACAAAAUUUCAGUGUCCUAAUGACUUCUUUUUUUUUUAUAUAAAACUCAUUUGGUAUCGUUUAUUAAAUAUAAACAUAAAUAUUUGAGAACAUGUGACAUCGAUUUAAUUUCGUCAAUUAUCUAUGAUUUCAUAUUUUUGAUCGAUUUCAUUAGAACUUAUAUAUUUUAUAUUCAUUCAAAUUCAUCAUUGUUCAGUACGAACUCUUUCAAUAUCGAAGAUACUGAACACUUGUUAUCAAUCUAUAAGCAUGUCUAGGAAAUAAUUUAAAAAAAUCAAUCUAAACAGAAGAUGAAAGAGUUUUUAUAUAUACAUGAAUAAUAGUCUUUUGAAAUGAUAUUAAAAACAAAAGUAUGAGCACUAAAUAUAAACGAGAUGAAUAUUUUUGCAUUUGGUUACUAAUCGAUUUCAUUGUUGAGCUUUGUUUAUAUUGAUCAACUAUAUUUUAUUUGGCCUUGCUUUUAAAGUAAAGUUAGUAAACAAUAGAUUAUACAGUAAAAUAAAGACAAAGUGCCAAUUCUAAUUAAAAUAUUUAUUCAAAUCAUUUAAUAAUAAUUAGAAACUUUUUUUUGUGCAUCUGAACAAAGUGCAAAUUUUUUUUUUUCUCCAAUAUUAAGACAUAUUUUGAAGACCAAUAUGACUUUUUAAAUGUAUGGCGUAUGUCAAAAUUAUUGUAGAAAAAACUUCUUGAACAUUUUUAGAUAUAAACGUCAUCUUUUUAAGCGUCUCCAUUAAUAGUUUAUGAUUAAAAUAGCUGAUUUUAGUGCUUUUCGAAAGAAUAUGAGAACACUGAAAUAGACACCAAGACUAGAACAUCUAAAAUGCCUUUUCGUGAAUUGUUCUCUGGUUGAAAAAUUCUAUUUACAAUAUGAUAUUUUAUUGCUUGAAUAAAUCAUUGAUAUAGGCAUAUGAUUAGCUUCUAUUAAGACGUUCAUCUCGGAAAAAAAUCAUUUGGAAAGAACUAUUGACGUUAUAUAAGCUUGUUUCUUUGAUUAAAUAUAUUAGAUUCAAUCAGUUCUAUGAAAAAAAUCCAACUUCAGUUCCUUCUUUUCUGAAGAUACGUCAUUAUCAUCAUUCUGAGCUUCUACAAUUAAUUUAUUAAAUGAAACUCAGGGAUUCAACCCGUUCUUUUCAAGAAUCUCUGAUACAUAGUAUAUAGAUAUUUAGGAGCUCGAAUCUCAUGUAUUAAAAGUCGUAGACAAAGUUUGAUUUUAGAUUCAGAAUUUUCAUCAUCUAUUCUCUAUUUUAACUUUUUUUUAUCACUACCGAAGUACACUUGAGACGAAAAUUAAAUAAAUAGAUGUGCACAAAGGGUAUACAGAAAAUGCAUAUGUAUAACAUUGUACAACCUUGUUCUCGAUAGUGAAGGUUUGCAACGAAGUCGAAGUUUCAGGAAAAGAAUUCCUCUCGAUAUCGUCAUUUCAAACAAAACACAUAUAUAAAUCUAUUUUUUGAAUGAAAGGAUGCAAUUUUAUAGUAAAAGAAGUUUACCGUUGCUAUAAAAGUCUAUCGUCUAUUGUAAGAAGAGCUAAAUGUUAUUAGCACCGAAAAUUAGACUUAUACUAGGGAAGCUUUUCAAGUAUAGAAUCGCUUUUGAUUUAAAACUAUGUUGAUUUGAUGAAUCCCAAUAAACAAUGGAGAAGUCUAGAAUGAAUUAAUUGAAUAUGAGUGAGUGAAUGUUUCAGUUCUUUUACAAUUUUCGAUUCUCGGGUAGAGAAGAGUCUUAUUUGACAAUUGAAUGACUUAAAAUGUUCAUCCCUUAAAUAUCUAUAAUACUAUGUAAUUAGAAUGUGAAAUUGUUAGGAUUGCAGAGUUAUGACCGAAUCCAACGGGAUCCUAUGUAUACUUAAUGUUGUUUCUUUCUAAAAAUUAGUUGAAAAAAAUUUAACUUUGAUAUGAAGAAUAAUUCAUUGUUAUUUGACAAUAUCUGUCUAAUUAAAAUAUUUCUUUUUGUUUUUUUUAGUUGCCAACAUUAAAUCUUUUACAAUCAGAUACGUCGUUAAUGACGAAUAGUCAAUGGACUCUUCUCUCGAAUGUGAUUCAUAGUUUUGACGAAAGAAAAAUUAUGUUUACUUCUCAAUGUAUAACUAAACAAGAUGAAAAUUGUCAAUCUAUUAUAUUACUCGAUGAAACAUUAAUUAAAGAAUUCUUUUCGUUACUUUUCGAAACAACAGAAUUGUGUCUUCGUUCCAAUGGGGAUCUUAAUAGUUUAUCAUCAGAUGAUCGUUCAAUACUACUUCUUAACAGCACUGAUUCUGUAUUAUGUUUAGGUGGAAUGUUUAUUUUGUGUCAAUCUCAAUUAGUUAGUUGUCGAUCUUUCUUAAAUGUUCUUUAUACAAAAUAUGGAGAACAAUGUCUUUCUCAUACUAUUCAUGGAACAAACUUAAUUGAUUCUGAUAUUGUUCUCACUAAAAUAGCACUAUCAUUACUUCUUUUCUCGACAAAUAUUUGUCUGUUUUCUUCAAAAUUACAAGUUUACGUUGAUACACGUACAGUCUUUCUGAUUCAAAACAAAUAUGCUGAAAUAAUAUGGAAAUAUCUUGUAUAUAGAUAUGGUCAUCAUGAUGCUGUUUUGAAAUUUAUUAAUUUAAUUCAAUGUCUUCUUAAUGUUAUGCAAACACUGUUUCAUCUUCAAAAUAUUCAACAACAUGUUAAUGAUGUUCUUACACUUAUUGAAAAUACUGAAUUGAAACUCAUUUUAGAUGAUAUUGAUCAAAUUGAACAAAAAACAAUUAAUUAA
Rotaria sp. Silwood2 is the source of this 3022-nucleotide messenger RNA. The record is from the annotation of a GenBank genome assembly. NCBI's taxonomy places the organism in Eukaryota, Metazoa, Rotifera, Eurotatoria, Philodinida, Philodinidae.